Musa acuminata subsp. malaccensis (wild Malaysian banana) is the source of this 1691-nucleotide messenger RNA. RefSeq names its product patellin-6. NCBI's taxonomy places the organism in Eukaryota, Viridiplantae, Streptophyta, Magnoliopsida, Zingiberales, Musaceae. Gene Ontology annotation, molecular function: lipid binding. The record is from RefSeq and is a predicted model, not a curated record.
GAUCCGCCAUGCAUUCCUCUCCCCAUCUGCUCCAAAUGGUCAUAAAAGCUCAAGUGAAGGACUCCCCCUUCACGCCAUCACCAUAAUUCCACCUCCCCUUCCUUCCACCGCUCCCAUUCAUUUCAAGUCAAUUCAAUUCAAUUCAAUUUAGCUUCCCUCCCCAUCUUCUCUCUCUCUCUCUCUCUCUCUCUCUCUCUGCAACACCACUAGUAAUGGUAGUAACAGGAGCUGAGCUGUAGUGGAACCCAAGCAAACAAGAGGAUCGAGCAAGACGACGAGCUUGAGCUCUCUUCCUUCUCUCAGCUCAACUUUAGCAAUGGAGUCAUCCCAAGCAACCACUGAGCCCGUCCCUUCUCCCAAUCCUGCCACCAAGAGAAGCCUGCUGAGCUCCCUCAUGGAAGCCACAGCCGGCGCCACGGCAGCCCCCACCGCGCUCCACGUCUCCCCUUCGUUCAAGGAGGACUGCUACCUCCUCUCCAGCCUCAAGCUCGCCGAGCUGAAGGCCCUCCAGGAGCUGCAGCAACUCCUCGCUGUCUCCCCCAAGCCCAUCUCCAUCUGGGGCGUGCCUCUCGCCCCCUCCUCCGCCGCCGCCGGCGACGAGCGGGCGGUCGUCGUCCUCCUCAAGUUUCUGAGAGCGCGCGACUUCGACGCGGGGCAGGCGCACGCCAUGCUGCUGCGCUGCGUGGAGUGGCGGCGCGAGUUCGGCGCCGACGAGGUGGCGGAGGAGGAGCUGGUGGGGUUCAAGGAGCUGGAGGGCGUUGUGGCGUACAUGCACGGCUGGGACCGGUGGGGCCACCCCGUGUGCUACAACGCCUGCGGCGUCUUCAAGGACAAGGACGUGUACGACCGCGUGCUGGGCGACGCCGACAAGCUACAUCACUUCCUCCGGUGGCGCGUCCAGGUGAUGGAGCGCGGCGUCCGCUUGCUCCAACUCCGCCCUGGCGGCAUCAACUCCAUCAUCCAGGUCACCGACCUCAAGGACAUGCCCAAGCGCGAGCUCCGGGCCGCCUCGCAGCACAUCCUCUCCCUCUUCCAGGACAACUACCCUGAGAUGGUCGCAAGAAAGGUGUUCAUCAACGUGCCCUGGUAUUUCACUCUGUUGUACGCCAUGAUUAGUCCAUUUCUGACGGAGAGGACAAAGAGCAAGUUCGUGAUCGCCAGAGAAAGCAAUGUGGCCGAGACCCUUUACAAAUUCAUCAGGCCGGAGUUCGUGCCGGUGCAGUACGGAGGGCUGAGCCGGCCAGGGGACCUACAGAAUGGCCCGCCCAAGCCCGCCACCGAGUUCACCAUCAAGGGCGGAGAAAGAGUGAACCUUGAGAUCGACGGCAUUGAGGGAGGGGCAAGCAUCACAUGGGACAUAGCGGUGGGAGGAUGGGACGUGGACUACGGCGCCGAGUACGUGCCGAGCGACGGCGGAAGCUACACGAUCAUCGUGGAGAAGACCAGAAGGGUCCCGGCGACGGCGGACGAGCCGAUCCACAACGUGUACACCGCCAGGGAGGUGGGGAAGAUGGUGCUCUCCAUAGACAACACCAACUCCAGGAGGAGGAAGGUGGCUGCUUACAGAUACUUCGUCCGCAAACCAUGUACUUAGUGCCUGCAGUUGUCUUCUUCCUAGAAACGCUUUUGGUUCACUUGCUUUUGCUCUUUCCAUGUUGUUCUAUUACAAUCUACCGCAGUCAAUGACUUCA